UUCCAGAUGCUUUUGAUAGCCAUCCAACGCCCGCACAGCAGCCUCUCGUGAUGUCGAUCACCCAUAUUGUUCUCUUCCAGUUUCAAGCGGGCAUUAGCCCUGAAAUUAUCAAAGAUGUUUGCAGUCGAAUGUUGGCCCUAAAAGAUAACUGCCUUCACCCUUCGUCCAACAAACCCUACAUCAAGACGUCAUUUGGUGGCAUAGAUAAUUCUCCUGAGGGUAUCCAGCAUGGCAUCACACAUGCCUUUGUAGUGGAGUUUACGAGUGCCGCAGACCGAGACUACUAUGUCAAGGAGGAUCCUAUUCAUCAAGAAUUCGUUAAGAGCCUUGCUGGGGUUAUUGAGAAGGCACAGGCCAUUGACUUCACCCCAGGGGUAUUCUGAAAAGAAGUAACUGAAGCCGAGGGUUACUUGAAUGGAUCCACUCAGCAUCUGAGCUUGUAAAUAGGUAUUACCAUUAGCUUUAGAUGCCUUUCAUGCUGUCAUCUUUAUCGAUAGAGAACCAAAGGCACAAAUGGAGCUGUUCGGUCUUUAAUGUAUCUAGUACAUAUUAGCAUAUCUGGCAAGUGGCAGCUAGCAUUAGGGCCGUUGCAUCUUAAAAAUACGAACAGCCGUGAUAGUGUAGAAGGACAAGGCCGGCAUAUUAUAA
Messenger RNA from Aspergillus pseudonomiae, 648 nucleotides. Its product is annotated as Dabb family protein. Lineage: Eukaryota; Fungi; Ascomycota; Eurotiomycetes; Eurotiales; Aspergillaceae. The record is from RefSeq and is a predicted model, not a curated record. The transcript has 3 exons. Bases 51 to 383 code for a protein of 110 amino acids.